Molecule: messenger RNA, 3620 nt
Organism: Anneissia japonica
Lineage: Eukaryota; Metazoa; Echinodermata; Crinoidea; Comatulida; Comatulidae
Exons: 2
Coding region: 176-709 (177 amino acids)
Source: RefSeq, a predicted model, not a curated record
GCCAUACAGGUAAACAUUCAUUCACCAUGGUGUGUGUAGUCAUCAAUAAAUACAUGGAUUUGGUUGUCUGAGGGGUUGACAACAAGCCUUCCAAACCAGAAGAAAAUCAAUGUAUUUUGCCGGGAAAUCGAUAGAAACUAAAUGAAAUAGAAGGUACCAGAAAACAGUCACAGAUAUGAAUGUUGAUAAUGCUCUGCGUGAACUGGGCAUGCUCAGUGCUGUUACAGACAGUCGUAAACAAUUUCUACAGGAGAAAAGUCGAAAAAAAGAACGAGAAUCUAAAAAAAGUUCUUCUGCUUCAAGUUCCAGCUAUCAGGUUGUUCGAAUGAAUCCAGCAUUCAUUACAGGCUUAGGUCCCAUAAAAUAUGUUCCAGAACAAGGCUUGAUCAACAAAAAUGAUGAGGCUCAGAAGAGUCCUAGUAGUUCAAGAAUGGAGAGCCAGGAGAACCUUGGUAGAGCAACUCGGGAAAGGCGUUUUAGGAAGCAUUUCAACAAGCCGUAUUAUCAACCUAAAUACGAUGUUACAAGGAUGGAAACAGAUGAUGAUGUCAUAUUUACUGAGAAUGGUAACCGUUCAAAUCUUGUCUGCGUCCGUUCUACGCGACGCAGGCGUUCAAAAUCUCUUGAUGACAUCAAGCUUGUGAACGAUGUACAGAAAAAUGAUGUUGAAAAAGUUGCUAAGGUUAUGCAGAAUCUAACAGUAAAGUGACACUUUUCAGAUCACUUCUGAAAUCUUCAAUUUAAAUAAUGAAAAGGAUUGCAUAUUGCAAAAUUGUUUCCAUGGUUGAAAGAAUCGUGCAUGUUAAAAAAUGGAGGUUCACCAUAUUGAUUGGGUUAAUUUUCUUGUCCUCUUGCAUUCUGUUUUUUUCGGAGGGUUUGGUGGGGAAGUGGUGGGUACUGCAGUAUUUUCACAUUGGGAAAUACCCAGAAAAUGGUGCAGAAAAAUAUUCUUGUAUUUUGUGCCUCAUUUUCAUACUUUUUAUUGUGUCAGCCAUAAUGACAGCGCCCCCAUCGUACCUUUAUUUUGGUAUGAUACUGUACCUCAAUCACACCCUUUGAAUAAAACUGGAGUGAAAUUAAAAUAUUUUUUAAUUAGGUCUUCAAGUUUUUGUGAUCUAAUUGGUUAACAUACUGUAAUAAUUUUUAACAAUUUUGUUUUAGCACUCAAUAUUAAAAAUGAUUUGAUCUUUAAAGUAUUAAUGCUUUUAAAGCUUCAGUUUCAUGAUCAAAAGAGGUAAUUAAUAUAUAAAAUAAUCCUACAUGAGUAGCUGCAGGCUGGUGGAUUGUCUUCUAAUCCAAGUGCACUUGGUUCAGUUAAGGCAAUUCAACAUAAAGAUGUUCAUCUUUGAACAUUUUAACUCUGUCGUUGAAAUUCUAUGCAUCACACACACCUACAUGCAUGCUCUAUGUUCGCGCAGGGAGAUGUUUGUGCGAGGAGAUGUUCGCUCGAGGAGAUGUUCGCACGAGGAGAUGCUCGCUCAAUGAGAUGUUAGCAUGAGGAGAUGUUCACACAAGGAGAUGUUUGCUCGAGGAGAUGAGCGUCCUUUUGUUGAAUUGCCUUGGUUCAAUUGCUGCGCCACCAGGAUUUUGUUUUUCUUGCCUAAAAAACACCUUGCAAGCUUUAUAAUUAUGAAAACUUAGUGUGUAUUCAAUGUGACAGAAGGGAUCUUUCGAUUUGAGCAACGAAGCCAUAAUAGAAAGGAAUCAGUCAUUCGUGACUAUCCUACCAGACGUCCAACGUUUUCUGCGUACGUAGAUUUGGCCAAAUUGCGUCCUAGAAUCCAUGCGACAGGGAGAACUAACGUUCUCGCGUACACAAAUGACUUUUAGUAAUGCCAUUACGCUCUACGUCCUACCGUACCGCCGUCGUGCAAUCGAAAGCUCCCUAUUAAAAUUUUAUUUGAGAAAAACGUGACAUGCCUAAAUAUGGUCAUGAUGGCAUCGCAUCAUGACCAUAUAUAGGCGUAUGAGGACUAUAUAUGGGCAUACAACAGUUUUUUGUCAAAGAACAUUUUUUAAUCUGGACAGAGAUGAGAAAAAAUUAAAAUAAGAAUCAAGUUUUACAGUACUUUCUUUGUCAACAACAACCAUUGUAUUAAUUAAGUUUUGUUUCAUAGUAAUUAAAAAGUAUCCUUAAGGAACCUUAUGUAACAAUUUAGCAAUGCAGUAUAAAAUUCAACUUUGUUUUAUAUAGUAUUUUCUUUGUCAACAUCAACCAUGUUAUUCAACACAUAUUCUUAAGAAAUAUAUUUAAGAAGAAUGCAGUAUAAAAUAUUUAAUAUACAGUUUACAGUUACCUAUGAAUGACAACCAUGCUAUAUAUUUUAAGGUUUGUUUCCUAAUAUUUAAUUUGUAUUCUUAAGAAAAAUAUUUAAAAGAUAUGUAAAUGCAGUACAGUAUUUAUUAUUUUUAGCACAUUGGCUGGCAGGGCUAACUCGCCUUUGGAUAUCGUAGUUAAGAUCCCAGAAAACAACAGCCAUUUGUAGAGAAAUUGUUGAAGGGGUUGUCAGAUUAUAUUUCUGAUUGGUCAGUUUGAUUUACACUCAGAAACGUCCAUUGUGUGAUUGGUUUUCAUAUGCCAACCAAGGUAUAAUUUGUUUGUUAGACAUUUUAUACAGUUCAAACUUUCAAAGGAUUUUAAGGAUUAAUGACAAAAAGUUGGGGGAAAAAAGAGCUACUGUACAUUUCCCCCACUUUUCGAGCUGAGUAGGAUCUUAGCAUAUUUAAUUUAAAAGUAUGAUAGGCUUAUAUUGUCCACAGUAAUGCUGAUAUUGGUGCCCUCAGUGACACUUAGUGACGUGUGUAUGCUCGUAGUUAGCAGUUGACGUGUAAAUCUUAAAUUUCAUACUGCGAAGAAACAUUUCAUAGAAAGUUAAAUGUUAUUUUGGUAAUUUAAAUAUUUUAAAUUUAUCUGAGAAGGUGAGAUGUAAUAUAUUUUGUUAAAAGUUAAUUUUAUAUAUCUACCUAUGCAAUAAAUAUGCAUCUGUAGUGAGUAGAGCUAUGCAUUUGGGGAGGGUGUGGUGACAUUAAUGUUUUUCGGUAUCUGCUCUUUCUUCUUGACCCAGAGUGAAAGAACAUUCAAAUUAUGUAUGUAGCAUUAUGUAGUAAAAAAGUUUUUAUAAGAAUGCUAGAGAGUUAAGUACCGGUUUUGAAUGUCGGCGAUACCAAUUGCAUAUCCGUACACAACGAAAAACUUGCCAAGGUCAUAUGCGACUAGUGUUGUCAUGCCAGUAUGGGUUAGCACAUGUCACAUUAAUAUUGUCUGUUCUUUAUCCGCACAGUUUGUUUUGAACAAAUCUCAGGGGUACCAAGUUGGAAGAAUCCAAAUCCGUGAGUCCUGUUUGAAUGAGCUUUCUUAACUCAUCAAAUUAUAUUUUGCUGUGCAUUGUGAUACCCAUUGGCACUGACUCUUGGAAAACAAUUUAUAAUACUGUAGUAAAAAUUUGUAAAACAUGCAAAUGUUGUUAAUUUGCAGGAGAUGGGUUAUUUUCUGGGAGAUUCUUGCUUGCUUGCAGGAGUGGGGGAGGCCUUCCCAAUUUCCGGGAAAUGCCCGCUACUUGCAGUGGACUUUGGACCCCUGAAAUCUUGUGUGCCAAAAAGAUUAAAAUUUGAAAGUUAAA